CCUGCUCCAAAGAGGGUAGAGAGGAUGUUGUGACAAUGGAGAGAUGACUUGUUGUUCUGUCCAUGGUGGUUCAGUCACCAUAGCCUACACAUCAGAUGAGUGUAGAGAGGACAGUUGACAUACAAAGAAGAGCAUCACCAGGAGGGUGAGGCAAUUUAAACCAAGACCAUCUGGUCACGCAUGGUAAAGACAGCUCUAGGAGGGAGAGGCUUAUGGAGCCAUUGCCUCACGGAUGCUCCAAAGCUCUCCAAGGCUGCCGGUUCAAAUGAAAGCUCAGCAGAUGGUGAAUCCGGUUCCAAAUCCGUAUCUGAGGAGAAGUGGGAACAAGAAGACCUCAAGGUCUUAUCCAUUCUCCAUAGCUCAAUGUCUCCAUCCAUCCUUGAAGCAUACUCAUACUGUGAGAGUGCUAAAGACCUUUGGAGUACACUUAACAAGAUAUAUGGGUACAUCUCCAACCUCUGUCGAGUAUUUGAGAUCAAGAAGUUCAUCAACAUCCUAUCCCAAGAAGAUGAGGAGUUCACUGUGCAUCUAGGCAAGUUCAGAGCCCUUUGGUCUGAGCUAGAGAUGCUUAGACCCCAAUCUGUUGAUCCGGAGGUGUUGAUUGAAAGAAGGGAGCAAGACAAGGUGUUUUGCCUAUUACUCGCACACCAAGGAGAGGUGUUGGAUAUUGAAUCCAAGCCUCAAACCUGCCAAGUUCAAGUGAACCGUGCCCAUGGAGGUUCAAGAGAUCAGCUCGGAUCUCUUGUUUGUAAGCAAACCUCCUAACCCUUA
Messenger RNA from Brassica rapa (field mustard), 771 nucleotides. RefSeq lists its product as uncharacterized. The record is from RefSeq and is a predicted model, not a curated record. NCBI's taxonomy places the organism in Eukaryota, Viridiplantae, Streptophyta, Magnoliopsida, Brassicales, Brassicaceae.